This is a messenger RNA of Eruca vesicaria subsp. sativa (arugula), 1525 nucleotides long. The record is from the annotation of a GenBank genome assembly. NCBI's taxonomy places the organism in Eukaryota, Viridiplantae, Streptophyta, Magnoliopsida, Brassicales, Brassicaceae.
AUGACGGAGGAGGAGCCUCUCAGCCCGAUGGCGUGUGUAUUCCAAUCGCCAGACGUAGACUUAUACGUCGUCACCAUCAUUGGCUUCAAAACCAAGAUUUGUACGGACGUCGUUCUUGAUGCCUUGAAGCGUAAUGUCUCCAAGCAUCCUCGUUUCUCCUCCAACCUGUCUGAGAAUGGUGCAACAUGGAUAAAGACUGAAGUCAAUGUAGAAGACCAUGUAGCUAUACCAUACAUUGAUUCAGAAGAGAUAGGUGAAGAUGGACAAUGCUUUGUCGAUGACUAUAUCUCACGUCUCACAAUGAUUCCUCUUGAUAGAUCAAUACCCUUGUGGGACAUGCACAUCCUUAACGUCAAAACCUCAGAUGCCGAAGCAGUAUGUGUAGUUAGAACUCACCACUCGUUGGGAGAUGCAACAUCAUUGAUUUCCCUCAUGCUUGCAUGUACCCAUAAGACUUCAUCAGACCCCAAAGAUACUGACAUUCCUUCCUUGAAACGGCGUGAAACGGUGCCGCAUGCAGGCCUUAGAAAACAAGGCUGGUUCUUAAGGUUGAUAUUUACCGUUUGUUCUAUAGUGACACUGCUUUGGAACACACUUGUAGAUAUGUUGCUUGUUUUGGCGACUGUCUUGUUUUUGAAGGAUACAAAUACACCUUUAAAAGGUGGCGCAGAUGUUGGGAGAAAGCCAAAGAGAUUUUAUCACAGAGCUAUCUCUUUCGAUGACAUAAAACUUAUAAAGAACGCUAUGAAUAUGACUAUCAACGAUGUUCUAGUGGGAGUUACACAAGCUGCUCUUUCUACUUAUUUGAACCGACUAUAUGGUAACAAGAAAGAAGAAGAGGAUGGAACAUUGACAUCGUAUCCGAACCAUCUUCCAGAUAGGCUACGUUUCCGUGUAGGUUGUGCAGUAAAUCUGAGGUCGGACACUGGAUUAAAGCCUUUGGCAGAUAUGAUGGCCAAGGAUUCAAAAUGCAGAUGGGGAAACUACGUGAGCUGUAUCAUAUUGUCUUUUCACAUCGGUCUACAAACCGAUCCAUUGGUCCAUCUAAAAUUAUCUAAAGCCAUGAUGGCUCGAAAGAAGCAUUCUUAUCACGCUGCACUAGUGUAUUUUGUCGUCAAAAUCGUCCUGAAAGUGUUUGGAAUUAAGGCAGCAGCAACAUUAUUCAAUCAACCCGUGAAUAAUAUAACAACAUUCGUUUCAAACGUCAUUGGUCCCAUGGAUGAUAUCAGUUUCCGUGGCAAUCCUAUAGUUUAUAUCGCUUUAAGCUCGUACGGACACUCACAAGCAUUAUUGGUACAUUACAUAAGUUAUGCGGGGAAGAUGAUAAUCUCGUUAGCGGUGGAUCCUACAAUAAUACCGGAUCCUCAGAAGAUAUGUGAUGAUAUGGAAGAGUCACUCAAGUCAAUGAAAGAUGCUCUUUCCGAGAGAGGAUUACUCUAAGGCUUGUGAGAAUUUAAAGCGUGUAUAUGUAUGUCAUUUAUAUGAAUGUAUCAAUAUUUUAAUCAUAUUUUUUAUUAUAUUACCC